AUGAGCGUCCAGUUUGCCAUCAAGCCCGUCAAGAAGAAACAAAAGAGGACCCACUUUGCAAUGACCGACACGAAUCGAGAAGAGCUAGCAUGGCCAACGGAUCUAGGCAAUCGUCCCAAGGGCUCGUCAAUGUCAAUCAGACCCUCCUACAAGCAACAGAGAAACAAAAAGGACCGUAUCCAGAAUGCAGAUCGUUGGAAUGUAGAGGACGCAAGGCGUUCACCCAAAAGUAACAGUGGUAGCUCUGACCACAGCAGAUCUCAACAUAACACUAAUGCUUCGUCGUCACGGGAACAUAGUCCAAGAGGUGUCGCCAAGUCGCAAAAGUAUAAGCCUUCCUUUAUACCACCACCGUUAGCCUCCAACAAAGCAUUUAGCGGUUCAAGGGAUUACACAUCAUCAAGUAUCAGAGGGAUGGGAGCUAUUGAGGAAAGCGAGGAGGAAUUGCGCAAGAGGGAACUUCGAGCUCGACGAUUUCAAAAUGAUCAACCCAUCAAACGACAAUCCACUAAGGAAAAGGAGGAAAAGGAAUGGGACAUGGAUCGAAAGAUUGUUGGCACUUGCACGGAUCUUGAGAAGCCAUACUUUCGUUUGACUUCGGCACCUGAUCCAUCUACGGUGCGCACGUUAGCCACGUUGAAGAAGACACUCAAGAUGCUAACGGAGGCAUGGCAAGAGGGCAGUCAUAAUUAUACCUAUAUAUGUGAGCAGUACAAGUCGUUACGGCAAGAUCUUAUGGUACAACAUAUUCGCAACAAGUUUACAGCAAAGGCAUACGAGCAUAAUGCACGGGUUGCAUUAGAAAUGGCGGACCUAAGCGAGUAUCAUCAAUGCCAAACACAGCUUAUGUAUCUUUACAUGGAAGGUGUCAAGGGAUCAGUGGGAGAGUUUGUGGCAUACCGAAUUCUAUAUCUGAUUUAUGCUGGAAGUCCAGGAGAGCUGAACACGUUUGUGCAACAAAUCAAGGAGUUGGAAGAGAAAGGUCGCAAGAUGGGAUUGGAUACGACGAACGUGAAGCAUGCAUUGAAUGUACGUGAAGCUCUUGCCAGGGAUGAAUACCACAAGUUCUUUAUGCUCUACCGGCAAGUACCAGAUCGGGGAGGCUUUUUGAUGGACAAGUUUGUGAAUCGUACAAGGAUACAAGCAUUAAAAAUGUUAUGCAAGGCAUACCGAUUGGGACUUGAGUUGUCGUUUAUUCUUAAGGAGCUUGCAUUCUAUUCGAGGGAGGAGAUGGUGGAGUUUUUCAGACAACAUGGUGUGCAUGUACGUGACGAUGAUGAAUCAUUGGAUACGAAGGCGGCUAUGCCACAGUUAAUUGAUCAAGGGAAAAAGUACAGCAAAGUGGAUAUCAAAGGACAGCUUUAA
Lichtheimia ornata is the source of this 1365-nucleotide messenger RNA. RefSeq lists its product as uncharacterized. Bases 1 to 1365 code for a protein of 454 amino acids. Lineage: Eukaryota; Fungi; Mucoromycota; Mucoromycetes; Mucorales; Lichtheimiaceae. Gene Ontology annotation, cellular component: nucleus. The transcript has 10 exons. The record is from RefSeq and is a predicted model, not a curated record.